ACGGGCUAACUAACGUUGGACGUUUCAGACACUUUUUUUUAAACUUUACGUCCAUCAGCUCGCGCAGCAGCCUCGCGGCGCAGCGGGGCUAAACAUGUCGUGUUACGGUCACUCUCCGUAAAGAUGGUAACGUUCAAGGUGGCGAGAUGACAACUAAUGGAGGUUUCUGCUGAAAUAACUUCACAACUGAAGCUAAGAUACGUUAGCUGGCCGCUCGUAUAAAUGUGCAACACAUUUCCACUGAAGGUACUGUUUUUGGUUUAAAGUUUAACGCGAGUUAUUAGUGAGUUAUUGUGUUGAAGCCUGUAAAUAAUUUGCUAAUUUAGUUUCAUGUCCAUCGUUAUAACCUUUGCUACAAUGUAGAGGUAGACAUACUAUUUGUAUAUUUAAGUGUAAACUACUUAUUUUUAAGUCUAUUAACCUGAAUCAUCGUUACAGACGUGUAAUCUGCCCCUGUCAAUUUUAUAUUAUUAUUAAAUUAUUAGUGGAAGCCCCUGGUUUCAACUCAUUUCCGUGCAGUAUGAAAACCAAAUAGUCCCUUAAAUUAAUGUCAUUACUAUCAAAAAAAAUUAAAUGAUAGUAAUGAGCUCAUACAUUACAUGCAUCUCAAUACAAUCUGCCCCUUCAAACUGUAUUGGAGCUGAAAUGACAGAAUAUUAAUUGGCCAUCAUAAUUGAUUUUUCAUGUAAUUCAAUUAUCAAGCAAAAGGGCCAAACGUUCUCUGGUUCCAGCUUUUUAAAUGUGAGGAUUUGCUGCUUUUUUGUUUGUUUUUCAGUUUACUUAAAUAUUAUAGGAACUGUUAGACAAAACUAGAAGUUGGAAGAAAUUCCAAGAAAAAAAAGACUACCAAAAAAAUAGCGGUUCUUAGCAGCCCAAACCUGCGUUUCCACACAGCAGUAAUGUAACGUUCUCCUUUUAACGGUCAGAAUUUAAUGUUUAUUUGGAGAGCUUCUUUGUAAUAUCAUCACAGACAGUCGCCAACCCUUCCCACACCUGUCUGGCGGCCCAGCCUCACACCAUGAACAUCAGUAGGAACUGCACCACAGUGGAGAAUGGUGAGGGUCUGGCCGCCCUGGAGUCGGUCUCCAUCGUAACCAUCACGCUCCUCGCCUGCCUGGGGAACCUCUUGAUUGUGGUGACCCUCUAUCGCAGGCCCUACCUGCUCACGCCCAGCAACAAGUUUGUGUUCAGCCUGACCAUAUCCAACCUGCUGCUGUCCACGCUGGUGCUGCCGUUUGUGGCCGUGAGCUCGGCAAAGAGGGAGUGGGUGUUUGGGGUCGUGUGGUGUAACUUCACCGCCCUGCUCUACCUGCUCAUCAGCUCUGCCAGCAUGCUAACCCUCGGAGCUAUCGCCAUUGACAGGUACUACGCUGUACUUUACCCGAUGAUCUACCCCAUGAAGAUCACAGGAAACCGGGCGGUCGUUGCCAUCGCCUAUGUGUGGCUGCACUCCCUGGUGGGCUGUCUGCCUCCUCUGUUCGGCUGGUCCUCCUUUGAGUUUGACUGCUUCAAGAGGACCUGCGUUGCGUCUUGGCACAGAGAGCCCAGUUACGCGGCCUUCUGGGUCAUCUGGUGCAUCCUCCCCCCCUUAUUCAUCAUGCUUGCCUGUUACGGCGUGAUCUUCCGCGUCGCCCGCAUGAAAGCCAGGAAAGUGCACUGCGGCACAGUCGUUGUGGCCCAGGAGGACUCCAACGGAGUUCAGAAGAACGGACGUAAAAACUCGAGCACCUCGACUUCCUCGAAUGGAAGCCGGCGGAGCCUCGUGUAUGCAGGGAGUCAGUGCAAGGCCUUCGUCACCAUCUUGGUGGUGGUCGGCACCUUUCUCGUGACCUGGGGGCCGUACGUCGGGGUGGUGUGUACCGAGGCUCUGUGGGGACAAGGUAGUGUGUCUCAAGGACUGGAGACGUUGGUCGCUUGGCUGUCGUUCUGCAGCGCGGUGUGCCAUCCUUUCAUCUACGGCCUGUGGAAUAAAACCGUGAGGAAGGAGCUGCUGGGGAUGUGUUUCGGAGAUCGCUACUACAGAGAGUCGUUCGCCACGCGGCAGAGGACGUCGCGCCUCUUCAGCAUCUCCAACCGAAUCACAGAUUUGGGUAUGUCCCCACACCUGACCGCUAUGCUGGCCGGUGGAGGGCAUCUACUGGCCCCAGGAAGCAGCACUGGGGAUACUGGCUUCAGUUUCACUCAGGACUCAUGCACAGACGUGAUGCUGCUGGAUGACUUCUCCACAGACUGCUCCGCCCACCCACAACAACACGGGAAUCCGUCCGGGAAGAGGAGGAGCUCCGUCACCUUUGAAGACCAGGUGGAGCAAGCCAAAGCUGAAAGCACAAGCGCGUCCUCGGUUCAAGUCCACGCAGAGGUACAGAAGUCUCUCGACACCUUCGCCUCCUGUCUGGCGAAGGCGAUAGAGAGCGAUGCCAAGCUCACUCUGUUUGGGGACGGUCUGGCUCUUCCGGGGGGACUGUUUACGACGAGAGCGGCACCGAGACCCAGAUACCUGGACGGUCAGAGACUGAGGCUGGAGAGUAUCGACGAAGGGAUCGUUAAAGAUGACAGAGCCGAAGAAGACCAGGAAGUGGAGGAAAAACCAGCCUGAACACGAGCAGGUCCGUUGACGAGGGUUUUCACACCUCGACACAACUAUAUGUGACCAUUCAGAGUGGUGCUCGUCACGCUCUGUGGUGCAGUUCAUGAAGUCUGAUCAUGGGGACUCCAUACUUUAAAUUAUUAGGAAAGAGGCACAUUAUUAAUGCCACUAUGUCGUAUCAGGUGCACACCAUCAGUGUCUUUGCAAGCUUUUGUUUGGAUUCAUGUAAUCAAUACGAAGCCUUAACUACUGUAACCUAAAUGAUCAGAUUUGUUGUAGUAAUUAGUUAAUUAUAUAAUAUGUUCUCAUAAUUUGCCAUAAUAUGUGCCUCAGCCGGGCUGGAAAAAAAUGCAUUUACUUCAAACUGCUACGAGAUCAUUUUAAACUUUGUCUCUUCUUAUUACAUGAAGAAAAGUAAGUUUCAAACCCAAAUUAUCUAUUCAGGUACAGAUGCUGGUGUGCUUGUACACACACCCACACACACACACAGAUGUUUCCACUUAUUGUGCCUGCAGAGUUGUACACUGGGCACAGACAAUGAAACAUCAUAUCCAUUAUUUUGGGUUUUAAUUGGCUUAAAUGACGGACUUUGACUGAUGUGAGGCGUCUCUAUAUUUGUUAAUAUCACAGAAGUAUCAAUGUAGGAUAAAUCGACGCGUUCAGAAAAAUCUGAAUUCUUCCUAUUUAAAAGUAUGACCCGACUAUUACAAUACGACAUGUAAGUAGAGCUCUUAUUAUCCAUAAUCAGUGAAGGCCCUCUGAUGUAACAAAGGGGAGCGUAUAACAGUGUUGGGAUAGACUUUUGUUUUCAAACUGGUUAUUUAAAGGAAUUACAGUAAGCAGACCUUCUUCUGAUACAAAUGAACAUUACAAUGCGUUAUGUAUGAAAUUGUCAUAUUUUAGCAUACAAAUUGUUGGAGUUAUGGCCAUAGAAAUGUGUUCUGUGACUUUCUGCAAACACCUGUGUGUAGUCAACAUGUCUGCUGUGGAAAAGGCCUAUUGAUGAGGACUGAAAACACUAAAUUGCCUGUAGGUGUUGACUGCUUUCUUGUCCAAGGGUCAUCCGACUUCUACUCCCAGUGCAUGCUGGGAUAACCUCCCAACCACGUAGAGGAAAAAGUAUGUACUUUAAUAGGAAAUGCUGUAUCCGGGGGGAGAAACAGGGAUGGUCCUGACGGUUCAUUAUUAGCAGCUACAGUAAUUACACUUAAAUAGAAACCAUUAUUUGUGUCGGAGAAGGCGGUCAUUACUGCCUGGUCAGUAUUUGUGCUUUUCAUCUGGGGGGGAACACAGUAUAUUCAAUAACAAUCAAAUAUGGGUUAAUGAAGUCCAAAAUGAGGUAAUGUGGAGACUGCUUAUCAGUAUUUCAGAGAUUGUUAUAUUCAUAAAAAUGCAUUGGCCAAAGCCCACAGUUCAUUAUGUGCACACUGAGCAGUGCACAGCCGACAUUAUUUACUGCUUGUUGCUAUAGUGGCCUUGGAAAGUCAAGUGUCAAGUUGUCCUAAGGAGAAACUGGUCUUAAUCAACAACACUGUCUUAGUAAAUAUUCAUCGGUGCAUGUGGUUUACCUCAGUUCAUACGCCGUUGCCCCCUUUACUAUUAUGAAAGAAGCUCUAGAGGACAUUUGUAAUAAAGUAGUGCUUCAGUCUUACCUCGUAUCUUUUAUAUUAUGUUUGACCGGUACUAUACACGUGAGAAGUGAUGUAACCUUUUUGAUUUUCACUAUACAGUUUAAAGUAUUAAUAGGAAAAAAAAUUGCAUUUAAGUUUUGUA
Messenger RNA from Cyclopterus lumpus (lumpfish), 4360 nucleotides. It is a transcript of the gene gpr161b, whose product is annotated as G protein-coupled receptor 161. NCBI's taxonomy places the organism in Eukaryota, Metazoa, Chordata, Actinopteri, Perciformes, Cyclopteridae. Gene Ontology annotation, biological process: G protein-coupled receptor signaling pathway. Gene Ontology annotation, cellular component: membrane; recycling endosome. The record is from RefSeq and is a predicted model, not a curated record. Gene Ontology annotation, molecular function: G protein-coupled receptor activity. The coding region runs from base 1019 to 2596 and encodes 525 amino acids. The transcript has 5 exons.